AGGAGCGGGUUGUGGAGAUUCUGGCUUCUCGCGGAAUGCGGCCUAAUGCGCAGUGGCUUUCUUCUUGCCUGCGCGAGCAGAGCGGAGCGUCACAGUUGCCGGUAGACUCGCGCGCCGAGAAAUGCUUUGCGCAUCUCCUCGCUGCCGAUUUCAAUCUCGUCACCGAUGCUGUGCUUCCUCCAGGGGUCCAGGCGAUGCACAAAGUGGAGCUAGCAGGCCCUUUCGUUCUACAAGUAGAUGAAACGGUGGACAUUUGCUGCGGCCUCAAGGAUCGCUACCAGGAAAGAAAUGCUGGAAUUGGAAGUCGAUGCUUGAAGCUAUCCAUGACCGACGGUGCUCAACGAGUUUUUGGCACUGAGUAUCGUCCUAUCCCACAGCUCAAAGUCUUACAACCAGCUGGUUUGAAGAUUUGCGUAAGGAAUGUCUGCAUCCGGAGAGGGAUGUUUCUUCUUGUCCCGGAAAUUGUUACUGUUCUAGGAGGUGUUGUCCAAGAGCUUGAAGAGGCUCGACAGAGAGUGGUACAUCAAGUAAACAAACCUCCUCGGGGAAACAGGCACCCGCGUGGUACUACUCCACCAUCGUUGGAAGAGCAACUUACACAAGCUGCCUGGCCCCGAACUCCUGACGUCCAAGAAAACAAUGGCGCUGCAGCCAAUCCUGGAAUGAGCAGCAACCUUCUUCGACUGUUCGUGAUCAUCCAUAUACAGGAAGGCAAGCACCUGUUUCUAUAGAAGAUUUUUCUCGCGGUUCAUAUUCCUACAGUGAACAAACACCAAGACAGGACGAAACUACGCAUCGGACCUCGUCUGGCACACCUUCCGAGACUUCUAUCGGCCUGGGAACUUCGCGUAUUCGUAUGCUUUCCCUCCAAUCCAAUGAAACCAGG
Selaginella moellendorffii is the source of this 886-nucleotide messenger RNA. RefSeq names its product recQ-mediated genome instability protein 1. Gene Ontology annotation, cellular component: nuclear body; RecQ family helicase-topoisomerase III complex. The transcript has 6 exons. NCBI's taxonomy places the organism in Eukaryota, Viridiplantae, Streptophyta, Lycopodiopsida, Selaginellales, Selaginellaceae. The coding region runs from base 36 to 731 and encodes 231 amino acids. The record is from RefSeq and is a predicted model, not a curated record. Gene Ontology annotation, biological process: double-strand break repair via homologous recombination; resolution of meiotic recombination intermediates.